ACUUUGGUCUGACAAAACAUAAGCAAUAUCGGUACAAGAUUGACCAUCUCUACUAGAUUUUACCAAAACAAAACCUCAUAUUAAUAAUAACAGAAAUUAAUAAGGGAGAUGAAUCGGUUUGCCUAUGUGGAGGCCCGCCUAAAUUCUGACGAAUCCUUUGUUAGCCGCGACAACAAGGUGAAAAUAUACGAUGGUGACCAAAAGACGGAGUUUGAGGAGGGCGAGGUCGUACUCACAACGCACCGACUUUUUUGGGGCCGUCCAGGAGAAAUAGCAAGAGCCGCUGUAGCUCUUUGCUUACCACUAAGCUAUGUGAUAUCCUUAAGCGAGGAAACCACUGCCUCAAACUUUUUUGGCCGCAAGACUCGCAUUAUUAUGCACCUCCGGCCACCGGCGCCAGACAAGGGACCAGGUCCACUAGACUACAGCCGGGCCACGCACAUAAAGCUAUCGGGAAAAAACGGCUUGAGCAUUGAAUUCCACAGUGCCCUCAAGGAGACGCUCAAUGCCCGCGUUUGGGAGAUCGCCCUGGUAAGCGACACCAUAAUAAACAAACCUGCUUCCAGCAGUUUGGGCUCCAGCUCGAGCAAUGAUAGGCUGGCUCGUAUUCAAAAGCGAACUGGAAUCGGAGGCAUUGAGCGGAAUUUAGAGGCAAAGGCCAAAGAAACGGAUGAAAACAUUGCAUUGGCCUUCCAGGAUCUUAGUGUUCUGAUGGCCAUGGCCAAGGACAUGGUAGGUUUGUCUAAAACCAUCAGCAGCAAAAUUCGAGAGCAGAAAGGUGAAAUAUCGGACGACGAGACGGUACAGUUCAAAUCUUAUCUUAUGAGCUUGGGAAUCGAUGGUCCUGUAACGAGAGAUAACUUUACCAGCAACACUGCAUAUUUUAACAGCUUGGGGCAACAGAUUUGCGAGAUGCUGCUGGAUCCCAUUGAGGAACACGGGGGUAUGAUGUCCUUGGCAGAUGUCUACUGCCGCGUAAAUCGUGCCAGGGGACUGGAACUGCUUUCACCUGAGGACCUUCUACACGCAUGCGAGCUCCUCAGUGGUCCAAUUCGCCUACGAAGCUUUCCCAGUGGUGCACGAGUCCUUCAGCUGGAAUCGCACGACGAUGACGUGGUCGCUCUGGACACUCUGGAAAAAGUUGAAUCAGCAGAAUCUAUGGCAGUCGAGGAGUUGGCGAAGCAGCUUGGCAUUUCUCUUCUGCUGGCAAAGGAGCGCCUAUUGGUAGCCGAACGCCUGGGAAAAGUGUGUCGAGACGAAUCCGUGGAGGGUCUUCGCUUCUAUCCUAAUCUACUUCUGAGGCAGGAGUGAUAAGUCGCCUAUAAGCUGUUUCUAGACAAAUUAAAUAAACAAAUGUGGUUUUUA
Molecule: messenger RNA, 1365 nt
Organism: Drosophila ananassae
Lineage: Eukaryota; Metazoa; Arthropoda; Insecta; Diptera; Drosophilidae
Gene: Vps36
Product: vacuolar protein-sorting-associated protein 36
Exons: 3
Coding region: 109-1311 (400 amino acids)
Biological process (GO): protein transport to vacuole involved in ubiquitin-dependent protein catabolic process via the multivesicular body sorting pathway
Cellular component (GO): late endosome membrane; ESCRT II complex
Molecular function (GO): ubiquitin binding; phosphatidylinositol-3-phosphate binding
Source: RefSeq, a predicted model, not a curated record